AUGGAGAUUUCUGGAGAUAUCCCAGACUCGACAGACUGGCUGAAUACACCUUUAAAGGACUUCGCGCAGCUGGAGAACGUUCUGCACUGCCAGAUCUGCAAAGAGUUCUACAAUUGUCCCAUGCUCACUAGCUGCUCACACUCCUUCUGCUCCAAGUGUAUUCGCUCGAGUCUAUCAGCCGACGGCCGGUGUCCUGCUUGCCGGACCGUUGAUCAGGCGAGUAAAUUACGGAACAACUGGGCAUUAGAAGAGGUCGUUGCCACAUUCUUGGCGGCAAGACCAAAGGCGAUCUCUGUGGCACGGAGAGAGCAGGAGCAAGCGCAGUACUCAUCAAGGCCUGGGAAGCGGAAAAGGGUAGUGCUGGAUUCAGACGAGGUGGAAGAGAGCAGCAGAACCACCCGCAGCAAGAGUCGGAAGAUGGCAGCGUCACAGACCUCGAACCCGGACGUCGUCGACGUUGAUGACAGCGAGGGAGAUGACGGUGCUUACGAGCCAGAGGCUGUGCCAGAUGACGGGCUGGUGGAGUGUCCGCUGGGCUGUGGGAAGCGUAUGAAGGUGGAGCAGGUAGAGCCGCAUCUUGAUCGAUGUGACGAGGAGAAGGAGCUGGCGCAGAAGGCAAACUCGCGCAAGUCCGCUACUCUUGCGAACCGGACUAUAGAUCGGCAGAGUCCCCGGCCGCAAGAUCGAUUGGCAGAGCUGAAUUAUUCGCUUCUAAGGGAGCAGCCUAUGCGGAAGAAGUUAGAAGAACUGGGCAUACCAGGAUGGGGUUCGAAGCAGCUCAUGGUUAGACGACAUACAGAAUGGGUGAAUUUGUGGAACGCCAAUUGCGAUAGUACUCAACCGAGGACGAAGCGCGAACUCUUACAUGACCUGGAUUCAUGGGAACGGACGCAGGGCGGCAAAGCCCCGACUGCUAGCAACAUGUCCACGAACAUCAUGCGGAAAGACUUCGAUGGCGAUGGAUGGGCGAACAAGAAUAAGGACGAGUUUAGUCGGCUCAUAGCCGACGCGAGAAGGAAGAAGAGUAAUCCCGAAUCAACGCCAGAUCAAUCGAAAGUCGACACAGGUGACGAAUUCGCCAAGCCUGCGCUCGACGGGGAUGAGAAUAGUAGUCCACACUUCGACAGCGCAGGCACAAAUCCACCGACGUCACAGAAACAGUCCUCCUCACCCUACGCAAACAACCCUGACGCCAUGGCCUCCAUCCGAGAAAAAGUAGAAGCAGCAAACGCAGGCCGCCACAUCGAACCCCUCAUGAACCAAGGCUUCGAGAACACAGCCUUGAACGCCACAAAAGACUCCACCUCGUCACAACCAGCACACGCCCACACUUCCGUACUCAACCCAGCGACUCCCUCCGUACCGGGAACAGAGAACAAGGCCAUGAUGUCCGACGGUUUCAGGCAGGUGCGCGAGGUGAGCAAUGACGAGCAUGCGGUCAAUCAGCGGACGGGGUCGCCGUGUGUACUAUCCGCACAUAUGCAUAAUAGUGCGAGGAAGGUGCCGAUGUUUGAGUUGCCCUCUGAGCCCGUCAAUGACAUUGAUGGGGCGGGGGACGGGACGCAUGUAUAG
Recurvomyces mirabilis is the source of this 1572-nucleotide messenger RNA. RefSeq names its product E3 ubiquitin-protein ligase rad18 (gene RAD18). Gene Ontology annotation, biological process: protein monoubiquitination; DNA damage tolerance. The record is from RefSeq and is a predicted model, not a curated record. Gene Ontology annotation, molecular function: single-stranded DNA binding; ubiquitin protein ligase activity. Lineage: Eukaryota; Fungi; Ascomycota; Dothideomycetes; Mycosphaerellales; Teratosphaeriaceae. The transcript has a single exon. Gene Ontology annotation, cellular component: nucleus; Rad6-Rad18 complex. Bases 1 to 1572 code for a protein of 523 amino acids.